Messenger RNA from Laccaria bicolor S238N-H82, 810 nucleotides. RefSeq lists its product as uncharacterized. The coding region runs from base 1 to 810 and encodes 269 amino acids. The transcript is spliced from 3 exons. NCBI's taxonomy places the organism in Eukaryota, Fungi, Basidiomycota, Agaricomycetes, Agaricales, Hydnangiaceae. Gene Ontology annotation, molecular function: protein binding. The record is from RefSeq and is a predicted model, not a curated record.
AUGGAGGCCGAAACCUCUCGGCAAGCUCAAGAACGCGAAAGGAAACGCCCGCAACGACAGCGGAACCCAGAGCACGCCCACGCGUUUCAGACACUGGUUCUGAAGGGGGAUCCAGCUCCCCUGAACGACUUUUCAGCCUGGGCACAGGACUGCGACAAUGGGCUCGUUUAUUUUUAUGGUGGUGUGCCUUGCAGCCUCAGAGACGGUGACUGCACCGCCGAUUUAUUUUCGCUGAACCUUGCCUCAAUGGAAUGGCAGCGGCUCACGGAUAGGUUGCAGUUCAGCGAUGCGUAUGACCCCUUUUCUGAAUUACGGCAAGAGAGGAAGCUCCCCGCGCUACUCCAUGCCGCAUGCACUUUCGUCACGUUGAACAAGAGGCACUUCCUCAUGCUCUUCGGCGGAUAUGACCAAGCGACAUCGGAAACAUCAUCCUCGCUCAUUGCGGUUGAUGUCGACCGCCUUUCCUGGUGGUGGGUACGACCCCAAGGUGUCCCAGUGAUCUCAAGGUUCUCACCCACGAUGGUCGCAAUCAAGAACCGCCUCUAUAUAUUUGGAGGUUUACAGAAUGACGUGGUCCUUAAAUCUUACUCAAUCAUUGAAUAUGCAGAUGGUGCAUGGCAGUGGAUUGAGCGGGACCGCCAUGCCUGUUACCCAGAUGGUUCUGAGUUGCCUUCGGAGCCAUUCGCCCUUACUGCGAGUGCAGUUGCGCUCUAUGACGGCAAGCAGGUCCUUCUGACUCCCGGAAGAAAGGAUGUCUCAUUUUACUUUUCAGAACUUUUCCAAAGAAAAUAUCCUCCUGUUCAACUCUGA